AUGCACCCGCACACCCUCCCCUCGGACAGCGCGCCCGACUCCUCCUCCGAUGCUCCCACGCUCGAAAGCCUGCCUCCAGAACUGAUUGCCGCCAUCGGCGUGCAUGUAAAGCUGCCGUGGCUCGGCCGCUUUGCGUGCUGCUGCGCAGCUGUUGCCGGAGCCGUCCGCCAAGCCGAGGAGGCCUGGGCGGCCGUGUGGGCCUCCUUGACCGGUGGCGUGGCGCCCGCUCCGCUCGGCGCCCGCGCGGCGGUCCGGUCCUUGCUCACGCUCGACCAGGCUCACUGGCGCUCGCUGCCCGGAUCGAGUGGCGAAGCACCGGACUGGCGGCAGCACGGCUGCGUCCUCACCUGCAGCGGCGGCACGCGUCUGAUCCUCUUUGGAGGGCGCGACGGCCGCCGCUUCUUCUGCGACACGUGGGCUUGCGACCUGGCAUCCGGUGCCUGGGUGCGGGUGGCGGCCCAUUCGGACGCUCGCUGCCCGUCGCCGCGAUGCUUCAACAGCGACUCUGGCGGCGGGCGCGUGCUGCGGAGCGGCGAGGAGGAGUGGGCAGUCUUGCACGGGGGCCUCUGCGCGCCUGGCUACCGCGACAGCCAGACCUGGCUCCUCGGCCCGCUGUCGCACCCGCCGGAGGAGUGGUCCUGGCUGCCCGCCUCUCCGCCAGAUCACGUCGAGGGAGCUGCGCCGGUGGCUCGCUUUCACCACACCCUGACUCUGCUCCCGCGCCGCGAGGCCGCGGGCGACGACUCGCUCGCCCUGCUCGGCGGGCACGACCGCACCAUCUCCCCGCUCCUCGACCUCCGCCUCUUCUCCCUCCGGCACGCCUCCCUCCCGCGCAAAGCAAGCGGCGUAGCGGCCGCCUCUGUCUCCGUUGGCUGGAGCAGCUCUCUCUCUCCGCACCUCCUCGGGCCGGCGCCGUCGCCUCGCGCCUUCCACUCCGCGGCCCACUACGACCACCCCGCCGCCGGGAGGGGCCUCCUCCUCGCUUGCUGUGGGCUGGGGCCUGCGGCGGGCGGGGAGGAGGUGUUCGCGGCUCUCGACGACACGUGGGCCUUCGACCUCAGCUCCGGUCGGUGGCUCGAGCUGGCCGCCAGGCUGCCGCACGGCUUCGCCCGCUCCCGCGCCGCCCUCGCCGUCUCUCGCGACCGCCUCCUCCUCGCCGGAGGAUGCAGAGCCCGGGCUGCCGCCCUGGCGACCUACCUCCCCCUCACGCCGGGCCCCGCCUUCGACGACGUCUGGCUGCUCGACCUGAGGAGGGCUGAGCUCGCCCUGCGGCUGCCUGGAGAGUUUGCUACAAGCAAUCUCUCGUCGUACUCCAAUGCACCAGCACUAGGCCUCCGCCCUGCGGCUGUCUCCGCCUGGGAGCGGUGCGUGCUCCCCCACGAGCGGGCGCACCGCACGCCACACGCCAACGCCACCGCCGGCACGCUGCACGGCGGCGCCGUGGUCCUCGUGCUGGGCGGGCACGACACCUUCCUCUCCCCGCUCGCCGACGAGGCGGCGUGGGCGCUGCACGAGACCGAAGCGAUCGUCGUCGGCGAGCGGCCGGAGCGAACAGAGGCGCGGCUCUGCACGCGAGGGGCGCCACACAGCUGCGGGGAGGGGGGCGCCUCGCCCUCUCGCCGCCAGCUCGUCGGCGGCGCGCGGAUGCUCGUCCAAGGCCUCGAGACGCAGGACCUGUCGCGGCACGAUCCGCAGGCGCACAUCAACGGCUCCAUCGGCACGGUCGUCUCGCGCGCUUCCGGCUCCGCGGACGGGCGCGUCGAUUUGGCGCUCGGCCCGCCUCACAGCAAGAGCAUCUCGAUCCGGUGCCAGCAUCUCCGGCCGAGCCGCUCCGAGGCGCGAGGGAGCAUGCCAACCCUCGCCGCGCUGUGA
Molecule: messenger RNA, 1872 nt
Organism: Emiliania huxleyi CCMP1516
Lineage: Eukaryota; Haptophyta; Isochrysidales; Noelaerhabdaceae
Exons: 6
Coding region: 1-1872 (623 amino acids)
Molecular function (GO): protein binding
Source: RefSeq, a predicted model, not a curated record